Parascedosporium putredinis is the source of this 1620-nucleotide messenger RNA. NCBI's taxonomy places the organism in Eukaryota, Fungi, Ascomycota, Sordariomycetes, Microascales, Microascaceae. The record is from the annotation of a GenBank genome assembly.
AUGGAAGACGUGUUCGGGGGUAUCAUCUCAAGCGUCAUUAUGGACUUUGCUCCCACUACUCUAUCGAGCGUUUUUGACAAGAUUGGUGGCUUAUUCAACAUGAAAGACUCCGAAGUCUACCCUGAACCUGGAACUGGAAACGCGCUUGGACUGUGCGAGUGGCCCAUCGCCAAGAUGGAUAGCAGCUACGAUAUCGUCGUCUACGGGUCGACCUCUGGCGCUGUCGCCACAUCGAUCCAGGCCGCCCGACUCGGUCGGUCUGUCGCACUGGUCUCACCCCAGGAGCACAUCGGCGGAAUCCAAAUCAACGGCCUGGGGGCUACCGACAUCGACAACCAGGUCGAGUUCCAGAACAGCACCACGCUGGGCGGUAUCAAUUUGGAGCUCCACCAGCGCAUCAGCAGGCACUAUGGCCGCCUGGCUAGGCUCGAGGAAGUUGUGGCCAAGGGUAUCAAAGACCCGGAAGUUUGGCGAUUCGAGCCGCGCGUGGCUGAGAAGGUGAUUGCGGACUGGCUUGCGGAACAUGCCUCAAUCACGGUGAUCAAGUCACCCCUUGCCGAGCGGGAUGCGGUGACCCGGGACGGUGUCGCGAUUAAGAGCAUCCGUCUCUUGAACGGACGCACCAUCUCAGGCAAGAUCUUCAUUGAGGCAUCCUACGAAGGAGAUUUCCUUGCUGCGGCCGGGAUUUCCUGGGCCCGCGGCCGAGAGGCUUCGGCGCAGUACAACGAGUCUCUUGCCGGUGUCCGAAGUGAAACGCUCUACCGCCAGAUCGACGUCGACGUCGACCCGUACGUACGACCUGGAGACGCUUCGAGCGGGCUCUUGUACGGAAUCUCGGAUGAGCCCUUUGGCCAACCCGGCGAUGGAGAUCUACACCUUCAGUCCUACUCGUACAGGCUCCCGCUAACAGACGACGCCGAAAACCGCGUCCCGUUUACGGAGCCGGAGGGCUAUGAUCCCGCUCAUUACGAACUCCACCGCCGCUUCAUCAGGGGGCGGAGAGUUUUACUACCCGCAGGAGCGCUAUCAACGGAUCUCUUGGGUAUGAACGAUGAGUGGCCGGUGGCUUCGUACGAGGGCAGGAGGCAAAUUCUCAAGGAGACGGCUACUUUCACCAAAGGUCUUCUCUGGUUUAUUUCUACCGACCCAGAUGUCCCGCAUUAUCGCAAGGCGUGGAGUGCCUUCGGCUACUGCCGCGACGAAUUCCCCGACAACGAUCACUUUCCCUACGAGCUAUACGUCCGCGACGCCCGCCGCAUGGUAUCCGACUACAUCAUUACAGAAUCUACAGCGACGUGCCGGGACCACGGCGGCGACGAGCCCCUCGGACCCCGUAGCCGUGGCCUACUGGCCGACCGACACGCACAGCGUCAGGCGCGUGCUGCGCGACGGGCGAGUCCACAACGAGGGCUUCAUCUUCAAGGACGGGCAUCGAUGGCGGCCGUUUGGCGUGCUGUGAGGUUGGAACACCAGUUUUACGCUAUUGGUCAGGCGGCGGCCAAUGCGUGCGAUAUUGCCCUGCGCGACGGCCUCUCGCUGCAAGAUGACGGUGGGGUUUCCCCCUUUGGUCGGGGUUUAGGAUCUAAGUCGUAUAAGAAGGAAGAUCUCCCCAGAUUUUGA